This is a messenger RNA of Klebsormidium nitens, 995 nucleotides long. The record is from the annotation of a GenBank genome assembly. NCBI's taxonomy places the organism in Eukaryota, Viridiplantae, Streptophyta, Klebsormidiophyceae, Klebsormidiales, Klebsormidiaceae.
GUGUAAGGUCUUUGUUUCGACCUCUUUGUUAUGUACUUUCUUUCCAGUGCCCAGGAAGAAUUUGGAGAGGUCAAGAGAAAAAGAUGCUCCGGGCUCGCCAUUCUCUCUCGAUGAUAUUCUUUCCUGAGACUGGUUUAUGUCACAAGCAGAGAAGGGUGAAGUCAUUAUUUUAAACACAGCAUGUAAGAUUUUCUCGUAGUGUUUGUUAAUACAUCCUUCGCUUGUCCACAGCCUAGUCGCAGAGGCCAGGAACAUAACAACCACUUCAGGGAACGUGCGGAGACGGAUUGACUUCCUCUGCUGGCCCCUUCCGCAUCUGCUCGGGACUGUCAGGCCCUUCGCGAUCGAGCUGAUUGCGUUCGCUGGGAGGGCUGACAUCCUGGAGCACAUGAGGCGUGGGUACCCGAAGCUCCACGCCGCUGAAGUGGACGGACGAGUCGAGACGUGCCACACCGUGGUCGUCCACGUGUCAGCGGACUGGGCUGCCAAGAGGGGCGCCACAGACUACUUUGGGCCACCCGAGGGUGUCGAGGACGUGCACGUCGUGCAAGUUCUUUUCAAAGAAAAUGGGGCGAAGGCACGGAUUGCAUUCGAGGAUAGGGAAAGGGAUAGGGAAAUUCCAGUAGCGGGGUUGCGCAAGGAGGCCAAAAUGGUUCUUUCGAAGCUGACGACCCCUCCCAGCUCCACUCCAGGCACCCGACGGCCCUCUCUUCCCCAGCCCCGUUAAAAGAAGACAAUCAAUCAGAUAGACGGCAAGCUGGUCGUUCAAAAGGUUCUGGUUCCGCUUGGAGAAUGCUGAUUGACAUCAAGUGCAGCGGUCUGACAUGUGCUCUCGCUUUGACAGUUUGUGAUUUGACUGCUGAUAUACGUUACAUGCCGGAAUAUAUCCCAGAUUUGCCGCGAGUCAGAAUUCUGUAUGCAAGUGACAGGAAGGGUUCGGUUUCUUGUUUGGAAUAUAUGUGCAGUCAAAUGUGGUUGACAACCUUUAUUGACAG